Molecule: messenger RNA, 1377 nt
Organism: Bacidia gigantensis
Lineage: Eukaryota; Fungi; Ascomycota; Lecanoromycetes; Lecanorales; Ramalinaceae
Exons: 2
Coding region: 1-1377 (458 amino acids)
Molecular function (GO): LPPG:FO 2-phospho-L-lactate transferase activity
Source: RefSeq, a predicted model, not a curated record
AUGGCCACCAGUCGUAGAGUCGUCGUGCUGAGCGGAGGCUCAGCAGCUAACAACUUGGUGGACGUUUUUGAUGAAGUGAUCCAGAAGAACGGAUGCUCUCUGACCUACAUCAUUCCAAUAUCAGACAAUGGUGGUUCAUCGUCCGAAUUGAUCCGCGUUUUUGGCGGACCUGGUAUAGGAGACAUAAGAAGUCGCCUUGUUCGCUUGAUUCCCCCCUCACAUGAGCACAUUCGCAACCUCUUCAACCACCGGCUGGCGGCUAUGCCAGAGAGUGGGGAAGCCGAGUUUCUCACUAUUCUUAAUGGCACAUCGUCGCUGUACGACCAAAUUCCAGCAGCUCAAGGGAUGCUCAUUCGAUCGAUACUCUCUCAUUUGUACCUUGAAAUCUUGAAAAGGAAUAGACCUCCAUCAUCCACUUUCUCUUUCCAAUCAGCUUCGAUUGGUAACUUGUUCCUCACCGGUGCUAGACUAUUUUCAGGGUCAUUUGAGUCGGCCAUCUACUUGCUCGCAACGAUGGGAGGGGUACAAGAAGCCAGAACGUCAGUGCUACCUGCAAUUGUCAGUAACUUCUCUCACCAUAUUGCUGCGGGACUCGAAAACGGCACUAUCAUCACGGGCCAGAAUGCGAUUAGUCACCCCAGUGAGCCGACGGCACUGAACCAAGCGGAUUUACAGGAUGAUUAUCGUUACAGAAACCCUCUAGCCAAUGGGAACGAUACGACCAUUGAAGAUGCUAAUCUCCCUGGAUCGCUCCCGACUUUGCGGAAGCCUAAUAUUGCGUUCUCUAAGGUAUCUGAGGAGCCCCUUCCAGCUCGUAUCGAACGUAUAUGGUACAUCAAUCCAUAUGGGCACGAGAUGUUGCCACCGGCAAACCCAAAAGUUUUAACAUCAAUCAGCUCUGCGGACGCCCUCAUCUAUAGCAUUGGGAGCUUGUACACGUCAAUCGUCCCCUCUCUGAUUUUGCAAGGAGUCGGUGCACGUAUUAGUGGGCCUAGUGGUCCAAGAUUCAAAAUCCUCAUCCUGAACGGCAGCCUUGAUCGCGAGACGGGCAAUUAUGCAGCAUGUGACUACCUCGAUGCAGUGACCAGAGCAUGUGUGCAGAGUCAAAGCGCAUCAGCCGGCUCGAAUCCAACUGCUGAUAGGAAUGAGUGGCGCAAAUAUGUCACACAUCUAUUUUACCUUGAGGGAGAUGGUGUGCCCUUCACCGAUCAGAACGAGUGCACGGAGUAUGGGAUUGAAUGCGUCAGACUUUAUGGUCGUAAGACGACAAAUGGCGCAGUCAAUUAUAACGAGUCAGCUUUAAGUCAGGCCUUAUGUGCAAUUCUCGGCAAGAGAGAAAAAGGAGAGAGAAGCCGGCGGAACACGCUUCUCCCGUAG